AUGGCAUACGCUCUACCAGUGCCGGCGCCUCAAACCGCGGCGUUCAGGCCCCAGGUGGUGGUAGUACCACCGCCGCCGCCACAAGCUGGACGUCAGCGCCCGGUAUGGCUUCGGCCCUUGGUACUGGCGUCCGCACCACGGCUAGAGCUACAGCCGGCCAUGCAACCGAUUCCGGGGUGCCCCCCGGGUCUGGAGUACCUGGCCGUCGUGGACCAACUCCUCGUGCACCAGCAGCUGCAAGUGUUGGAGAUGUUGGUGCCGUACGAGCAGCAGAACCGGUACGUGGUGAAGAAUAGCAUGGGCCAGUUCGUCUUCAUGGCCAUCGAAGAGAGCGACCUGGCGAGCCGCUGCUGCUGCGGCAACUGCCGGCCCUUCGAGAUGCCGCUGUUCGACUACCGCAGCGUCGAAGUGAUGCGCCUAUUCCGACCGCUGCGUUGCACCUCCUGCCUUUGCUUGUGUUGCCUACAGCUGAUGGAAGUGCACGCUCCACCGGGCACCGUCAUCGGCUCGAUCCUGCAGGACAUCAGCCUGCUGCCUCGCUUCUCGGUGCUGGACAGCGCCGGCAAUGCGGUCCUCUCCAUCGAGGGCCCCUUCUGCACGUCGGCCGUGUUCUGCAACGACGUCGUCUUCGACAUCUUCACCAGAAACGGCCACGUCAAGAUCGGCACGAUGUCGAAGAACUGGGGCGGCGUGCUCCGCGAGGCGUUCACGGACAUCGACAACUUCACGGUGACCUUUCCCAUAGACCUGGACGUCAGGUUGAAGGCCAUGCUGUUGGCCGCUCUGUUCCUGAUCGAUUUCAUCUUCUUCGAGAGCGGCGCCGGCGGUCCAAAUGUGCCGGAUCUUCCCGGGAACGUAAUAAACUAA
This is a messenger RNA of Rhipicephalus sanguineus (brown dog tick), 867 nucleotides long. Its product is annotated as phospholipid scramblase 1. Gene Ontology annotation, molecular function: phospholipid scramblase activity. The transcript has 4 exons. NCBI's taxonomy places the organism in Eukaryota, Metazoa, Arthropoda, Arachnida, Ixodida, Ixodidae. The coding region runs from base 1 to 867 and encodes 288 amino acids. Gene Ontology annotation, biological process: plasma membrane phospholipid scrambling. Gene Ontology annotation, cellular component: plasma membrane. The record is from RefSeq and is a predicted model, not a curated record.